Molecule: messenger RNA, 842 nt
Organism: Brassica oleracea var. oleracea
Lineage: Eukaryota; Viridiplantae; Streptophyta; Magnoliopsida; Brassicales; Brassicaceae
Product: basic leucine zipper 43
Exons: 1
Coding region: 129-668 (179 amino acids)
Biological process (GO): regulation of DNA-templated transcription
Molecular function (GO): DNA-binding transcription factor activity
Source: RefSeq, a predicted model, not a curated record
UAUUUCUCCAACAUUAUAAAACACUCCUAAACCCUCCUCUUGCUUUAAACCAACUUCUUCCCACAAAUAAAAUUAAGUAUACAAACUCUUUCAUAUUCAUCUCUUACUCUUAGAAACCAAAUAAAUUAAUGAUUCCGGCGGAAAUCACCGGAUAUUAUCAAUAUUUAUCGCCGGAAAACUUAGCAACACUCCCGGCGGAAUUCAACAUAAUAAAUAUGCCCUCAUCUCCAACAUCUUCCUAUUCCUUAACAUACUUAAAUGAUCUCAUCAACAACAACUACUCAUCAUCAUUCAUCCGUCAAGAUCUCAUGAUGAGCAACAACUCAACUUCCGAUGAAGAUCCUCAGCAUCAUCAUCAUCAGAGCAUCAUCAUAGUCGACGAGAGGAAACAGAGGAGGAUGCUUUCAAACAGAGAAUCCGCUAGGAGGUCGAGGAUGAGGAAACAGAGACAUCUUGAUGAACUCUGGUCUCAGGUGAUAAGGCUUCGCAACGAGAACAACUGUCUUAUUGAUAAGCUGAACCGUGUAUCGGAGACUCAAGAUAGCGUAUUGAAGGAGAAUUCUAAACUCAAAGAAGAAGCUUCUGAACUCCGACAACUUGUAUGUGAACUAAAAUCUAACAAGAACAGCGACGAUGACAACAACUUUGUAAGAAAGUUAUCGGAAUGAGAUUGUGGUUUCUUUGUAUCAAUAGAAAAGAUCAAGGGGUUUUGGGUUUUGGUUCUUUCUCGAAUAUAAAGUUGGUGAUGAUCAUAUAUUAGUAUAUUAUAUUGUAUGCAUACUAUAUAUAUUGAAGUUAGAUAAUAUAACUUAUAGUUCUUGAGCGUAUUUCUGUUAUCUACU